GUUACGUUGGUGUACAUGUAAGCGGUUAGUGAUAAAAACGUCUUAUCAUUUUUGAACAAUUACUCAGCAUCUAGGCCCAUUAUUAACAUAAUAGAAUUAUGUUUAUACUAUCGGUACAAUAACUAUUUGAUAAUACAAAUUGAAGGUUAUGUUAUAUAGUCUAAUAUUUUGAAAAAUCAUCCCAACAAUUUUACGUUUUGAUUUCAUGAAAUGAUAAAUUGUUUGUAGAAAAGGAAAACUCAAGUUCAUAUUAUUGUAAGAAUUCAGUAUUUUAACUGGCUUAAUUAUAACUGAGACUGCUAUAAAAAUAAUUUAGUCAUGUCUCGCGGAACUAGUGCUGGUUUUGACAGACAUAUUACUAUAUUUUCUCCUGAAGGAAGACUUUAUCAAGUUGGUAAGACAAAAGUUAUAAACAUAAAAUAAUAGAAUUUAAAAACUUUAUUAUAUUAAUUAUACAAUGAUAUAUUUCUAGAAUAUGCAAUCAAAGCCAUAUUACAAGGUGGACUUACUUCUGUAGCGAUUAAAGGAAUUGAUGUUGCUGUAGUAGCUACUCAGCGUAAAGUGCCAGUAAGUUGUUUAUAUAUUUUUAUUUCAAAGUUUUUGUCAAUAACAAUUUCAUUAAAAAAACUAAAAGGCUAUACAGCUAAGCCUUUGAAUAACAGACACUCUCGGUCACUGAAAUUUCAUCAGUUAAAUCAGUUCAUCAAUCAAUUUCAUCCACCAUUUGAGGGGGUUAAUUUUUAAAAUUCAUAAAAGGUAAAUAUGUUAAAGGAGACAUAUAUAUUUGCUAGGUUAAAUUCAGUUGUAUAUCAUGUUAUGUAUGUAUUUAAUAUUUUAAUAUGUAUGUACAUAUAUAUUAUAAUAAUAAUUAUAAAAAAUAAAUAUAUACAAUGCUUACAUAUUAUACAGAAAUACUAUUACAUUUUGUAUGAAUAACUCAGUCAGCUUAGUCUGUUUAUAACUCUGGUUUUUACACAAUCUUGUUAAGUUUGCCAACAUCUGUUAUCAGUAAUCUUCUGGUUUCGUCCCAUAACGAGUUUAACCCGUCAUCAGUAUCGUCAUGUUUUAUAACAAGAUUGGUAUCCUAGUUAGCUAUACGCUACCAUAGCCGUUUUUUGUUCCUUUUAAUUAUUUAAUGUACUUAAAAUAGUUAUAUCCUAUAAAACUUUGAUUAUCAAUAGCAAUUGACAUUUAAAUUGUCUAUAUUAAAAAUAAUGUUAAAACAACCAUACAAAUUAUAAAAAAAGAUCAUUAUAAAUUAUUCAUCAUUCAAAUUGUCUGUGUUUACAUACACAAUACAUGAACUUGGAACAUACCUUUUAAACUUCUAGGUACAAUAAAAAAUUUCCAUAUUGCCAAGUAACAAAAAUAUUUUAUCAAAUAGGUUUUCUCUAGAGUUUUCCUAUUGAAAAGUUGUGAAAAUGUUCCUUGAAAAAAAAAUGCUAUUUGGAGGUGUACAUUAGACUAUAUUUCAUUGUAUAUCACAUAGAUCCAUUUAAUUUACUUGUUGUCCAUAUAAUUAUAAGGAGAUUGAAACUCAAAAGUUAAAAAUAAUACUAUAUUAUAAAAGCUUAUGAAAUACCUAGGUAAUACACCUAAUACAAAUGUACCUUACAUUGUUAUGUGAUUUUGGUGAAUUGGAUUUAGUCCAAUGUUCAUUAAUAAUAUAUUAGCUGUAAACUUUUAUGUAAUUUUUCAAUUUAUAAUAUUUAUUUUAACUUGAAAGGGUCCAAAUUUAAUAAAACAGAAAUAAAGAAAUUUCAAAAUUAAACAAUUUUCAGCAUUUAUAUCACAUAACAAAAUAUUACAUUGUUCAAAUAACAUGCUGUAAAUUAUAAAAGAAAUUGUAUUUAUUUGUGUUUGUAUAGUGCGUCAUUUUUCAAAUUUCCUAUUAAUUAUUUUUUUUAUUUACAUUAUUAUUGUCUAAUAUACCAAUUUAAUUUAUUUUUUAGGACAAAUUAAUUGAUCCUAAAACAGUAACUCAUUUGUUCCGAAUUACAAAAAGCAUUGGCUGUGUUAUGACUGGAAUGGCAGGUAAAUGAGAAUAUGUGUCUGUAUGCAUAUUAUAUACUUAUUUUACUAGGCUUUUAAUCAUACAAAAUUAAUAUUUGUUAUUGUGAAAAAUGAUAAUUGAUACACAAUGUCCUUUCCUUGUCAACGAUAUUAUUUAUCAAAAUUAUAUAAUUAUGUUGAUAAAUGUUAUAAUAUAUGAUUAUAAAAUAUGUUUAUCCCACACACAACCCACUACAAUAAACCUGUAGGUAUUAACUAAGAAAUAGUUUCAUAUUAUUACGCUUAUCUAUCUAUACUUUUAAGAAGAUACCACACCUACAUAUACUGUUUCAGUUCAAUUAUCGAGCAACAUGCUACAGCAAUGCAUACAUAGUAUUGUUUUUGCAUGUUGCUUGGUAGUUAAACAAGACAGUAGACAGUACAGUGUCCUCUUAACUAAUGAUGCUUUGUCACAUAAAAUAUUUACAGGUUGUCCUUAAAUGUUGCUCGUACUUGAGCAUAUUGUCAUAUUAAUAAUUUAUUGAACAUUAUUCUCCAACUUAACCAGUAACAAGAAAUAUCUACAAUUACAACAUUUACCAUUUUCAGGAAAAUUAAAUCAUUUACCACUUUUUAUGUUUUUUACUGUAACAUAUUCUAUUGUAUUAGUACAUACAAUAUUUAUCAGCUUUGAAUAUUGAUUGGAGUAAAAAAAGUAGUAGGUUUUACAAUGAUAUUUGUUUCUAUUUGUGUUAUUAAAUAUAAUUUUUAUUGUUGUAGCCGAUGGUCAUUCUCAAGUAUACAGAGCCAGAGCUGAAGCAUGCGAGUAUAAAUAUAAAAAUGGCUUUGAAAUGCCUGUGGAAACUUUAUGUUGUCGUAUGGCUGAUAUCUCUCAAGUAUACACACAAAACGCUGAAAUGAGACCUCUUGGAUGCAGUAAGAAAAUAUUUUUGUAAUCUAUAUUAAAUCAAAUGUGUAUAUAUAUGUAGGGUGGUCUUUAACUUGUAAUUGUUGAAAAUAAAUGUCAAAUAUUUGAAUUCACAUGCUCAAAAUUCUGUUAGGUAUAUUGUAAAAAUAAUUUUUGUAAAUUUUAGAUAUGAUAAGUCAACCUCAACACGUGCAAUAAAGGGGUUGAAGUUAGUAAAAAAUGGGCAGUUUUUAUAUUAAUUUUUUUGAACUUGAGCAUAUAAAACAUUGAUCAAAAACUUAUUAAAAAAGAUGACUAUUCAUUGUAUAUGAUCUAAGAAAAUAACAUUUUUUUCUUGCUAGGCAUGAUAUUAAUUGGAAUUGAUGAUAAGAAGGGUCCUAUGGUAUACAAGACAGAUCCAGCAGGAUAUUACUGUUCAUUCCAUGCCGUUUCAGUUGGAAGUAAACAAACUGAAGCUAAUACAUAUUUGGAAAAAAAAUUGAAGAAAAAGAAAGAAUUCACUAAGGAUGAAGCAAUUGAAGUAAAUUGUAUUAUCUUCUAUAUAAUUUAAAUUUUACUAUAACUUAGUCAAUCAUUUUUAGUUGGCCAUAUCAUGCUUAUCACACGUACUAGCUGUUGAUUUUAAACCAAGCGAUAUUGAAGUUGGUAUUGUGUCUUUAGAAAAAAAACAAUUUGAGUAAGUUUAAUGCACAUUUUUAUGCUAAAAAUAAAUAAAAUAAUAAAUAUUUUUUAAAAUAUUGUAUAUUAAUAUUUAUUAUUUAUCUUGUAUAUACAAUAUAACUAAUAACAAUUUAGUCAUUCAUUUUAAAUUAGUUAAUUUAUCUCGGUAAUAAUAUCAUCAGAAAAAUUGAAUUUAUCAUUGUGAUAUUUUUUAUCCUUAUUUACUAUAAUCUAAUUAACUAAUUAUUUCAUUUAUAUUUUUUAAAUCAGAGUCUUAACUGAGCCAGAAAUUGAUCGUCACUUAACUCAAAUUGCACAGAGAGAUUAAGCAACUAUAUUUGAAAAGCUGGAGAUUUAUAUUUCAUAAUACUGUAUUCAUCAUGUAUUUCAACUUAAAAUAUCAACAAUAAUAAUAUACAUAAUUUAUUUUAUAUGGGAAAUAGGUUUCCUUUUCAAUUGAAUAAAAUUUGUCUUUUAAUAAAAAUAUUUGUAU
Messenger RNA from Cinara cedri, 4073 nucleotides. The record is from the annotation of a GenBank genome assembly. NCBI's taxonomy places the organism in Eukaryota, Metazoa, Arthropoda, Insecta, Hemiptera, Aphididae.